AAUAAUAAUAAUAAUAAUAAUAAUUGUGUGAUUAAGCCUCAUUCUCAUCAAGCAUCGUUUAUCUCCAAACUGCCUUCAGUUAUUAUUGCCUUUCUUGGCAUUUAUCUAUUUCUUCAUGGGUUCUUAUUGAAUCGAUCUGAACUUUAUGACGUAGCAAUUGAACAACCGAGAUUAUCUAGUUCCCCUUUAAUCUCCACUUUACAAAAACAACAACAAGAAAAUCGAAUUAUCAUAUUACUAGUUGAUGCAUUGACGUAUGAAUUCUUUCACAAGAAUGAUAGUAAUAUCAUACAUAAAUAUCUAUCAACACACUUUGAAAAACUUUAUCGUUCCCUAUUUGACAAUCUGUCUAAAGCUUAUUUUAUCGGGAAGUUUAUAGCUGAUCCACCGACUACAACACUGCAACGUUUAAAAGCUUUAAUGACAGGCAGUAUGCCAACAUUUGUUGAUGCUGGGAGAAAUUUUGGCGGAAGUAAAGUAAUGGAGGAUAAUCUAUUGAAACAGUGGAGUAGAGCUGGAAAACGAAUCCUGUUUGUUGGUGAUAAAACGUGGAUUGAAUUGUUUCCUGACUGUUUCAGUCAUUAUAAAGCUUUUCCAUCAUUCAAUGUCAAAGAUUUGGAUACAGUUGAUCUUGGCGUUAAAGAUUAUAUUCUUCAGGCAUUUGAUCGUAAUAGCAGUACUAAUUGGACAGGGUCUACUGCUAUGAAUAACACUGGGGAACAAAUACCAUUAAACUGGGAUAUUCUUAUCGGUCAUAUGUUGGGCAUAGAUCAUUGUGGACACACAUAUGGACCUGUACAUCCGGAGAUGAUGAGGAAACUGGAUGAAUUGAACAAUUUUAUAAGUGACAUUAUUUCUAAACUUCAACCAACAGAUAUACUAUUUAUAAUGGGUGAUCAUGGAAUGACUUUAUCAGGUGAUCAUGGUGGAGAUAGUUAUAGUGAAUUAGAAGCAACUCUUAUUGUUUAUACUAGUGAAUAUCAUAUUUCUUUAAGUGGUAAAGAUAGUCUGAAGAGGUCAACAGGUCAACAACAAUUAUCUCAAAUCGAUCUUGUGCCUACAUUAUCAUUUUUCACUGGUGUUCCAAUACCAUAUUCAAAUUUAGGCAUAUUAUCUAGUGAUUUAUUAAAUGGAUAUAUCAAUCUUCACAAUGGACUUGUAUUAAAUUUCAUUCAGAUGUUUACAUACACUGCCAAUUAUUACUACAAUAUAAGUGAAUUACCAUUAUCUUCAAAACUAUUUAUGUAUAUGAAUAAAUUAUUAUUAGAGAAUAGAAAUUUUCGUUGGAUUGAAGAAAUGAAUUAUGAACAAUUAUUGACUAGUCUUAAAGAAUUACAAUCAAUAUUUCGCAAUCAUUGGACUCAAUUCAAUGAAAUAAGCAUGUUAUUCGGUGUUAUUCUUAUCACAUAUAGUUUAAUCCUACUUUUAUUAUGUAUUGAAUAUAUUCAUCAAUGUAGACAUUCUUUGUACACAUGUAAUCUAUCAUUAUGUGGAGCUUCUAUCUUAUCAUUAAUUUGUAUACACUUACAUAAUUCUUAUUGUUUAGUAUAUAUUUUUAUUAUUGUCUUGGUAUUAUUACCAAUAUUCUUCAUAUUUAUACAGUAUAUAUAUAAUCUGAUUUCUUUAUUUACAUUGAAUAGUGGUACAUCAAUAGGCUUCAUGUUAAUAUUCUUAUUAUCUUUAAGUUAUUUUUCAAAUAGUCUACUUAUUCAUGAAUUUCAUAUCACAUUUUACUUUAUUCAGAGCUUUCUUAUUACUCAUCUUAUUUACACCUUUGUUUAUACUUAUAGUUUUCAUGGUAAUGAUUAUACUACUCAUGAUCGUAGUAGUAGUAUUGUGAAGUACAUCCGAAAAAUCAUUUCCUUUCUUCAUCAUCUUUCAACUUCAUCAUCUAUUGUGUUUAUUUCACUUCUUUUGAUAGUAUUUCGUUUGUUUAUCUGGCACUUAUUGAUUUGUCGUGAAGAAUUGAUGCUUACUUCUUCGAUAUGUCGGUCUACGCUUGAUCCAUGGAUCAGUAAAUCAUUGAGUAGAUUGAAUCCUAUGAACGAAUUUUAUCCAAUCGGUGUAUUACGUGUUUAUUUUACUAUUUGUAUAUUAAUCUUUUGUCUAUACAAUAUUUACUGGUUAGAGUUAAAGAUUAGGGAUCGAAGUGAAUUGAUGGAUAUUUGUAGGCUAAACAAUCCAUUCUGGUUAUUUACUCUAAUUGGCGGUUGUCUCGCCUUGUUGUGGCUAGUGGAUUCUGCUAAGUCAGUCAACUGGAUUGGAUUUAUACCAACUAAUCGAUUACAUACAGUAAGAAUUUGGAUUGCACGUAUCCUCUUGAUAACUAUCUCGUGUACAUUUAUUCAACUGAUGAAAUCACCCUUCAAAUUAAUCCAUCUCACAGCAUAUACACAAUUCAAUGAAUCCAUUCAAAGACAAAUACGACGAAACAAAAGUAUACUUCAUCUAUAUACAGUGCUAGCCGUAACUUGUCUGACAGUUCUACCAUUACUUUCUCUCUUAGUCUUCAUUAAUGAAUUUCAUAUCAUUUGGUUAGCUCUAAUCACAUCUGUUCACCUGUUACUAUCGCCAUUGAAACAUUCAAUAACUGAUAUAACGACAGAAUAUAAAGACCAAAAUAGUGAAGACUCAAUGUUACUAUUCUAUGUGCCGAAAGAAACUAUCUCAUGGAAGUUUGCAGUAUUUUUAUGCUUACUAGACAAUUUAUCAUUUUUUUUGACUGGACAUCAGACAACAUUAUCAAGUAUUCCAUGGGAUGCUGCUUAUGCUGUCUAUGAAGGUGAUCAUAAUACACAUUGGCUACCAACAAUCACAGUCUUAUUACAUUUAUACUCUGGUCCAAUAAUAAUUGCUUUCAGUUUACCAGUCAUCAUUAUCAUUGGUUUACAAGUGAAGCGAACUCAAAGAUCAGAGACCUAUUCAAAUGUCAAUGGGUGUCAAAUGACUGUUUAUUAUCGAUUUAUUGAUGCAUUGAGUUUAUUAAUGUGGCGAUUUUUUAUUUGUAAAUGUUUACUGACUUUAGGUUGUCUACUCAGCACUGGUAUACUACGUCGUCAUCUUAUGGUCUGGAAGAUAUUUGCACCACGUUUAACAUUUUCUAUUAUAAGUUUACUUGUAUCAAGUAUUUGUCUACCAGUGACUCGUUUCAUGGUUGUUCAUUGCUUACACAAAAAAAUGUGUCAAAUUUUACAUGUUAGUGACCUUUAAGGUAUGUGUGUUUAUAUCUCCCUUCUAACAUCCCCGAAUUUUUGUUGUAGUGCCUUAUUUUCAAACUUACCCCUGGAUAACAUAUAUACUUCGUCCAGGUAUAAUAUAUAUAUGUAUA
Molecule: messenger RNA, 3328 nt
Organism: Heterobilharzia americana
Lineage: Eukaryota; Metazoa; Platyhelminthes; Trematoda; Strigeidida; Schistosomatidae
Source: the annotation of a GenBank genome assembly